Messenger RNA from Cavenderia fasciculata, 561 nucleotides. RefSeq lists its product as uncharacterized. The transcript is spliced from 4 exons. The record is from RefSeq and is a predicted model, not a curated record. The coding region runs from base 1 to 561 and encodes 186 amino acids. Lineage: Eukaryota; Evosea; Eumycetozoa; Acytosteliales; Cavenderiaceae.
AUGGAAGAACCAACAGGUCAAUUUGUAGCUGAUGUUAUCAAUGACAAUCAAGAUGCUUUAUUUAAAACUUUGAAGAAUAUAUCAGCCGAGAUAAAACAAAGAGUAAAACAAGAGAUUGUACAAUAUAUCAAUACUCCCAUUCCAUCCAAAGUACCUCAGAAAUUAUUAAUUCAAAAUUGUACCAAUAUUAUUUAUAUGGCAAUGCUUCAAAACAAUGAUCAAGAAGAAUGGAAUGAAUUAAUAGAAUUUAUAAAUAAUGCGUGCCGUUAUUCAACCAUCUCUGCCAAUAACUAUUCUUGCAUAUUAAUUGCUUUAGAUUAUUUAAACAUCGCCCUUCGAUCAGAAUCAGAAAAGGUCUUGGUUGAUUCAACAUUUAUAAAGAACAUCUUAAAAUUCAUCAAAUCAUUACAACCAGGAGAUGAAAAGAUUGCUAAUUGUAUGCAAUUGAUUAAACAUUUACCAAAGGUAUAUACCGAUUCACUAGUUAGACAAAGAGAAACAGUUAUUACCAUCUUUAAAGCUGAACUACUUGAUAUCAUAGCCUAUAUUACAAUCAGAUAA